Molecule: messenger RNA, 6417 nt
Organism: Colletotrichum graminicola M1.001
Lineage: Eukaryota; Fungi; Ascomycota; Sordariomycetes; Glomerellales; Glomerellaceae
Exons: 2
Coding region: 1-6417 (2138 amino acids)
Biological process (GO): protein ubiquitination; ubiquitin-dependent protein catabolic process via the N-end rule pathway
Cellular component (GO): ubiquitin ligase complex; cytoplasm
Molecular function (GO): ubiquitin protein ligase activity; zinc ion binding
Source: RefSeq, a predicted model, not a curated record
AUGGAACCUACCAUGUCAACUCAAGAGCGCCAGCUCUGCGAGUUUCUCAGAGAACUUCCUGCAAGAUGGAACUACGAGUACGACGACCAAGCACACCAUGACCUGCUCGACAGCCUCUUCUGGUCGUUGGCAGGAGGCGAGCGCUACAUGCCCCUCUUCUUCCCCUCUGGCCGACCUUCCCACAACCACAAGCUCCACGAUGCCCAGGGCGCAGUCGAAGGCGCCGAGUACACCGAAGCCGCCCGAGGCAAGCGAUGCGGUCACAUCUUCAAGCCCGGAGAAGCCUCCUACUCCUGCCGAACCUGCAGUACUGACGACACGUGCGUUCUGUGCAUGCGAUGCUUCGACUCGACCGACCACGCCGGUCACAUGGUUCGCAUCAGCAUCUCGGUCGGUAAUAGUGGUUGCUGCGACUGUGGCGAUGACGAGGCCUGGCGACUUCCCAUGUUCUGUACGAUUCACUCCGAGACGGAUCCGGAAAAAGGCGAGGGCAAGGGAAAGGAACCGGCUGGUCUCCCUGAAGACCUGGUACAGAACAUGCAGAUGACGAUUGGCCGCGUCUUCGACUACAUCUGCGAUGUUAUAUCGUGCUCACCGGAACAGUUACGACAGGGCAAGACCGCAGACUCGAUCCAAGCCGACGAAGAGCUCUCGCGCCUGUCUCCAGACAUCUACGGAGAGGGCCCCUCUGGACAUCCCGAAUAUGCGCUGGUUCUCUGGAACGACGAGAAGCACACGAUGGAGGAUGUACAGAACCAGAUCGCGCGGGCUUGCAGGACAACAGAGGCCCAGGCCUUGCAGCGCGCUACAGAAACAGACCUUAUCGGCCGCAGCAUCCUAAAGCGUCUCGACGAUCUAGACGCCCUGCUUGAGAUGGCCACCAAACUGGAGCACAUCAAGGUCACUGUUACCAUCAGGUCAUCGCGCGACACGUUCCGCGAACAAAUGUGCGGGGCCAUGAUUGAGUGGCUCAGCGACAUUGCGGGAUGCAGCGUCGGGACAGACCAUACCAUCUUGCGAAACACUGUUUGCCAGGAAAUGAUGAAGCCAUGGCGGAAGGGCAGCCCCGGAAGCCACGCCAUCGUGGGCAAGGACGGCAUCUACGACGAAGAGAAAUUUCUGAGAAACCUCGAGCACUCCCAGUCUUUCACCCAACAUGUCCUGCUGCAGGUGCAGCGCAUUGCGACUCAACAGCAAGCCCGGGCCGCAGACAGCGACGAUGAGGAUAUCGACAUGGGCAGGGGAAAUGGCACUCCUGACAGUGAUGCGGGAGACGACGACGAUGACGACGAGAUUGACGAUGACGAUAUUAUGAUGGUUGACGUUCGAGCCGACGGGCCCGGAGACAUCGGCCUCGAGUGGCGUGGCAACGAUCAAGCUUUGGAAGAAGAUGAAGCUACGAUGGCCGGUUACCCGCCGCCUCCGCCCCCACCUGCAGCUGCGCGGCGGGCCACCAGGGAUCGCGACCUGACACCCUCCGAUUCCGACACGGCCGAACCGCUGAUUGCACCUGCCAUCUAUGCCAAAGCUAACCUGGAAAUUCCCAAAACGCCUGGACAGGGUGAGAAGGCGCCAUCACCGAAGCCCGGCAGGUACUGGCUUGAGACUCCUCCAGGUUACAUGAACCGAGAGAACGUCCCCCCCGCGGAGGAUGUCUUCCAACGGGUCCGUCUCGAUUGGCUCAUUCUCUUCGACCUUCGCAUGUGGAAGAAGGUUCGCAACGACCUCCGCUCUCUCUACAUAUCGACUGUUGUCUCGAUACCCGAAUUCAAGCGCAUCCUAGGUCUUCGUUUUGCCGGAUUGUACACGACGUUGGCUCAACUAUACUUGAUUGGGGACCGAGAGCCUGACCAUUCCAUCAUCAACUUAUCGCUGCAGAUGCUCACAACGCCAUCCAUCACCGCAGAAAUCGUUGAACGGGGUAACUUCAUGACGAGCCUGCUCGCCAUCUUCUAUACGUUCCUCACAACGAGACAAGUGGGCUACCCAUGGGAUGUCUCGUCAAAUGCAGUCCUUGCCUUUGAUUCCGGCUCGGUGACGAACCGCCGCAUGUACCACUUCUAUCUGGAUUUGAAGUACCUCUUCGGCUCUCCACAGGUUCAGGAGAAGCUUCGGACUGAGGAACGAUACCUUUUACAGUUCCUCGACCUGGUCAAGUUGCAUCAAGGCAUCGGACCCAAUGUCCGUGCUGUCGGGGAACACGUUGAAUAUGAAACAGACAGCUGGAUAACUGCCUCGCUGGUGACGCGCGAAAUCAACAGGCUUGCCAGGCAACUUGCCGACGCUUACAGGAACGUGCCAGAUAACGAGGCUCACUUCGUCGCUCAGGCGAUCAGAUUGACAGCCAAGGCUGUCAUUCUUCAUUCUGUUGGCGCCGAACGUCAUCGCUUCAAGCAGGCCGAGAUCAAAGAAGAGAUCAAGUUCAAGACCCUGGGCGAUUUCGAGUUCGACAACGAGUCGGCACGGUACGACGUCGUCAAGUUUACGGUCGAAGAAGACCCCAUUAGCUUCCAUCAUGCUCUGCACUACACCCUUUCAUGGCUGAUUGAGUGCGGAAAGUCUCUCCCUGCCUCAAGCAUGAAAGCCCUCUUGAGCUUUACUACGCAAGACUUGAAGCUGCCCCCGCGCUCUAUGGGUCGCAAGGUUAUGCCACGACGGGAUAACUCCCCAGAGGACAACCUCAUGGCUGCGUUUGACUAUCCCCUGAGGGUCUGCGCUUGGCUGGCGCAAAUCAAGGCGAACAUGUGGGUGCGCAACGGCAUCAGUCUGCGGCACCAGGCGGCGACGUAUCGCGGAGUCAGCCAAAGAGAUGUGUCCCAUCACCGCGACAUAUUUCUCCUCCAAACCGCAAUGGUCAUCGCCGAUCCCAGUCGCGUCCUCGCGUCCAUAAUUGAUCGGUUCGGCAUGGAGAAGUGGGUUAAGGGAAUAUUCGAGCAGAAGUCUACCGCGCAAGACGAUGCGCAGCAUCUGGAUGUCGUUGAGGACAUGAUUCACCUCCUGAUCGUGCUUCUCAGCGACCGCACCUCGCUGAUUGCCUCCGAGGAUGAACCCAACGCCAACGUUCUCGCCAUCCGUCGCGACCUCACCCACAUCCUAUGCUUCAAGCCCCUCUCCUUCAACGAAAUCAGCAACAAGUUGCCUGAGAAGUGGCAGGAGCAGGAGGACUUCCAUCGUGUGCUUGACGAAAUGGCAUCGUUCAAACCUCCCGAGGGUGUCUCAGACGUCGGCACAUUUGAGCUGCGGCCUGAAUUUGUUGAGCAUAUCGACCCUUACAUCGCCCACUAUAACAAGAACCAGCGAGAGGAGUCUGAGCUGGCAUAUCGGAAGAAGAUGGCCAUCAAGACUGGCAAGCCAUUGGAGGAGAUCGUAUACGAGCCCAAGCUUCGGCCGAUCCCUUCGGGCCUCUUCAAAGAUCUGGCCGCGUUCACCAACACCGGCAUGUUCGGCCAGAUCAUCUACUACUCACUGUUGUAUCCACUCGUUGCGGCUAGGCUCACGCCAAGCGUGCCUACGACUCGGAUCGAAACCUUCCUCCAGGUCGUCCUCCACCUCAUCCUUAUCGCGAUCUCCGAGGACAAGGCGGACGAGGGUGACAUGACGGAGGAGUCGCUCAAUUCGUUUGUGCUUAUCGCUCUAACGCGAACCGCUCGAAGCAACUUCAUGCAAGAAGCGCCAAAUGCGAAGACCAUCGUUGCGUUGCUCGACAUGAUGUCUACCAAAGAGGAGUUCAAGGCAUGUCACCCCAAGAUUGGCCUUAUCCUCAAGAGAAUGCGGCAAAAGCGGCCGCGCAACUUUGAGAAUGCCUACGCGCGGCUUGGUGUCUCCGUCGACCGCAUUGAUACUGCCUCUCCCGCGAACAACUCCGCAGAGGAGGAACGAGAACGCAAGAAGAAGGCAGCGCUGAGCCGGCAGGCAAAGGUCAUGGCCCAAUUCCAGCAGCAGCAGAAGAGUUUCUUGGAAAACCAGGGCAACAUUGACUGGGGCUCUGAUCUCGAGGACGAUGAGGAGGCGGAGCAGACCGGUGAUCGAAAGAAUAAUUGGAAGUAUCCGACGGGCACCUGCAUUCUGUGCCAGGAGGAUACGGACGACCGUCGCCUCUACGGGACAUUUGCUCUCUUCAACGAGAGCCACAUCCUCCGACAGACGGAUCUGCAGGACCCUGACUUCGUGCGGGAAGCCUUCCACACGCCCUCGAGCCUGGAUCGAUCUGCAGAGGACAUUCGUCCCUUUGGCGUCGCCCACGAGAACCGGCAAGAAGUCACAAAGGUCAACGCCAAGGGCGAGAAGUUUGUUUCUGAGCGUCAGACGAUAGGUAAGGGCUUCCCAUCGAACCUCUCCCGCCCCGGGCCUGUCUCGACCGGCUGUGGCCACAUGAUGCACUACAGCUGCUUCGAGAUGUACUUUGACGCGACCAACCGGCGACACCAUCAUCAAAUUGCAAGGCAUCACCCAGAAAACCUUCGAAGACAGGAGUUCGUCUGCCCUCUGUGCAAGGCUCUUGGCAACGCAUUCUUGCCCAUCAUCUGGAAGGGCCAGGAGGAAUGUUUCCCCGGCCCCCUUCAGUCCCAGCGCCUUUUCGCAGAUUUCCUCGAUACUCAGAUGAGAUCGGGCUACUACAUCCUUGGUGCAAACCGUCCACCUGACGAGGUCCAGUCAUCGUUUGCCAGCUACACGGCAGGGCAAGUCACCGGCGCGUUAGCAGAGAAGGCGCCUCAACUGUUGGAGGAAGCCUGGACAGCCGACGAGUCUGGUUCUGACUCUGUGGUCACCAACACACCUCUGACGUCUCUAUUCCCCACGGCCAGCACGCCAGUCACCAACCGGAGGUCUGUACAGAGUGAUGGUUCCACCCUCAUGGGGGAGCUGGCUAGGGUAUACCGUCGUCUUCGCGAUACUGUGCGGUCUAAUGGAUUCAAGACACGCCAUGAAAAACGGAGCAUUGAGCUGCGAGAGAGGAACGAGCUUUGCCACAGUGACGUUCUGUCAAAGCUGGUUGGUUAUUCGGUCUCGGCUGUAGAGAUCCAGCAGCGCGGCACUGAGGCCCAGUACGGCAUGACGCUCUUGGAAAAGAUCCCUGAACAGAGCUUGACACAUCUGCGCAUUCUGGCAGAGACUGCGACUGCGUACAGGGCUGUUGGCGGUCUCAAGGCUGGCGGUGAUAACUGGAUCGAGGAAGAGUUCCGGCUGGACAGCGAGCGCCAACACGUCCAGCUCUUUGUUUCACAAUACUUCGGACAAGAGACAGAGCAUGCCAGACGACCUGUCGACGCCUACUCGCCAUUGCUCAGCGAGGAUGCCUUCAUCUUCCUCACUGAGUGCGUCUUUGGCCUUAUUCCCGCACAGAAUUUCGACGUCACGCACAUUCUGAGACUGUGUUAUCUCGCAGAGAUUGUCAAGGCCGUUUACCACAUGGGGCGCAACAUCCCGGUGUCCACAUGGAUUAGCCAUCUCCUCAACAGAGAGACCCAGGACCCUGCAUUGAAGAACUUUGCCGAGUUCUGCCUUGCCAUCACCAAGGUUGGCAUGGAAAUCAACGUGUCCCACCGCGAAAUGCCGGCAGAUCUAGGUGACAACCGGGGAUUCGGACAACCGGAGCUGGAUAACCUAGAGGGCCACUACACUUUCGUGAAGAAGUACGCUUUGACGUUCCUCAGGAAGAGCGUCGUUCUUCUCUAUGUUAAAUACGGCAUAGACUUCAACAGUCACGUCUCCCCUCAGCCGGACGCGGACGAACUAGACCGCCUUACCGAAGCCCUCCGAAUUCCGACAUUUGACGAGAUGUGUGCCUCGAUCACUGACCUUGGGCCUACUUGCGGCUGGCCAGCUUCGACCACGAGCCUGGUCAGUGGCUGGGUUCGACACCAGAUCAUGUGGCCUGGUGACGACACGGACGAGCUCCCCCCUUCUGCGCUCCUCAGCCACCCGGGCAUUUUCGAGUUGGUCGGACUGCCGAAGAACUACGACGCACUCAUCGAGGAAGCCACCCGACGCAGGUGCCCAACGACAGGCAAAGAUGUCUCGGAUCCCAUGAUUUGCCUGCUCUGUGGAGAUGUCUUCUGUGGCCAGGCUGUAUGCUGUCUCAAGGAGGAGACAUCGCCUGGCGAUCGCGAGCCCCAGAGGAUCGGCGGCUCGCAGCAACACAUGCGAAAGUGCCAGGGCAACAUUGGCUUGUUCCUCAACAUCCGCAAGUGUUGCAUCUUUUACCUUUUCCGGUUAUCGGGCUCCUUCAGCAGCGCGCCCUACAUUGACAAGUACGGCGAGACGGACCUGGGUCUGCGCCACGGGCGCCAGCUGUUCCUGAACCAGAAACGCUACGACUCCAUGCUGAGAAACACGUUCCUCAGCCACGGUAUCCCAAGCUUUAUCAGCCGUAAGCUGGAGGCAGAGAUCAACAACGGCGGCUGGGAGACGAUUUGA